Molecule: messenger RNA, 1329 nt
Organism: Mercenaria mercenaria
Lineage: Eukaryota; Metazoa; Mollusca; Bivalvia; Venerida; Veneridae
Product: alpha-(1,6)-fucosyltransferase-like
Exons: 7
Coding region: 1-1329 (442 amino acids)
Biological process (GO): protein N-linked glycosylation
Molecular function (GO): alpha-(1->6)-fucosyltransferase activity
Source: RefSeq, a predicted model, not a curated record
AUGCCUUUAGACCGAAGCUUCAUCAUGGAUGCCUUCCAGUUUCCCGCCCUUCCAGGAACGAAGGAGUCUGAUCUUACUUCAGCUGAAUCCCGUCUUCGUCAUGCAAACUUCUCCAUUGUAAGGAAAAUUUCUCAGAAGAAACCCGUCACUGGAUCCACUUCUCUUAUCGCUAUCUACGAAAGAGCAGAAAGUCAAAUUCAUAGAAUAGGCACUUUUAGCCUUACAGAACAACAACAACAACAACAACAACAACAAUAUUAUGAAGUAAAUACAAGACCAUGUAAAACCGAACCUUGCAGUAUGCCUAGUCUGAAUUACCACGUUAUGGCAGAACCAAAGAGAUGCAUUGGUCUACAUGGUUUUGGAAGCAAUGUACAUCAACUGACGUUCUGCCUAAUUGUGGCGUACGCUACACAAAGGACAUUAAUACUGGAAUCAAAGGACUGGAGGUACGCUAAGGAGGGUUGGGAGACUAUGUUUCUCCCUCUCAGUAGAAAUUGUAUAUCAACAAUGAACAACAGCGUUACUAGAACUACAAAUUUAAGCAAUAUAGCACACAUCGAAGUAAUUGAAUUACCUAAGAUGCAGAGCUUGACAUAUCGGCCUACGUACCUCCCGUUGGCAAUACCAGAGGACCUUGCAGACAAUUUAACCCGUAUACACAGAAACCCAUCAGUCUGGUGGAUCGGACAAAUACAUGUUCGGAGAACCGACAAAAAAAUUGAAGCUGAUUAUCACCGUUUGGAAGAGUAUAUGGAUCAUGCCGAUAAAUGGUACAACAUGCACUUGAAGAUUCUUUCCCAGUCACGAUAUGUAUAUCUCACUACUGAUGAUCCAGAUGUCCUGAAAGAAGCAGAAAAUAAGUAUCCAAAUUACACAUUUAUUUAUGAUGUAAAUGCUUGCACAACUGCAAAAUUUACAAGAUACACAGAAUCAUCUCUCCAAGAAAUUUUGUUUGACGUUCACAUGUUGUCGAUGUGCGACUUUGUGAUUUGUACGAUGUCGUCAAAUGUUUGUAGACUGGUAUAUGAACUUAUGCAGUCACGUGAUGGGGAUGCAUCUAACCGUCUUAUAUCCUUAGAUACCGACUACUUCUUUCGUGUGGAACAUCCUGGGAAGAAAUUUGAAAAACGUUUCAUGCAGAAUAGUACAUCUGGAGUUCAAAUGAAAGGCUUUACUCCGGUGAAAGAAAAAAGAUCUAAACCAUCAAGACCUAUAUUUACAGCUGAUAACAAGAGAACCCAAGUUGCAAUGCCGGUGUAUUCCGAAAGAGAACAACUUGAACCAAAACAGAAGUUUGUAUCAAAUGUAAACCAAGAGACUGACUGA